AUGGCCGAUCGUGAUUGGAGACCUUUCGUAUAUGGAGGUCUAGCAUCAUGUGCUGCUGAAUUUGGUACAUUUCCAAUAGAUACAACCAAAACUCGACUCCAAAUCCAAGGGCAAAAAUUUGGUGCAACUCAUGCCAAACUUCGAUAUCAUGGUAUGAUUGAUGCUUUUUUUCAAAUAUCAAAACAAGAAGGAUUUCAAGCUUUGUAUGCAGGCAUAGCACCAGCAGUUUUGAGGCAAGCCACUUAUGGAACGAUAAAAUUUGGAACUUAUUAUUCGUUAAAAAAACUAUUUAAACAAAAUGAAGAAGAUUUGGUGGUGAAUGUGGGGUGUGCUAUUGUAGCAGGAGUUAUUUCUAGUAGUAUAGCUAAUCCAACUGAUGUUUUAAAGGUUAGAAUGCAAGUCCUAGGUGUUCAAAGAAAUGGCAUUGUAGCAUCAUUCGCUGAAAUUUAUAAACUCGAAGGGAUUUUCGGACUUUGGAGAGGCGUUGGUCCCACAUCUCAAAGAGCAGCAGUUAUU
Molecule: messenger RNA, 516 nt
Organism: Pediculus humanus corporis (human body louse)
Lineage: Eukaryota; Metazoa; Arthropoda; Insecta; Psocodea; Pediculidae
Product: mitochondrial uncoupling protein, putative
Exons: 4
Source: RefSeq, a predicted model, not a curated record